GUGGGAUCUAAACUGGUGGGAGACGCGUGGUUUAGGAAAGCAUUCGUCUCCUGGAGUACAGUAGAGCGCGAGACGCGGAGUUGUGGCAGGAUGCGUUCUCUCCACUGAGCGCGAGGGAAACUACGGCACUUGUGCAUGGAACUAAUUAAGAACAAUAUAUGCGUAUACACAUAUAUUUUUUUAAUGAACCUGACACAUUCAAUCGAUCAGCCCUGGCAGUUUAAUAAGAUAAUUGCGUAAUAAACCAAAUCAAUAAACAGUUAGUUGUAUGGGUUUUUGCACUUACUGCCUAAUGCUAGAGGGCGGUGGCAUUUCGCCGUGCAUUAGCCUCUUGGACAUCUAUCACAUCACCGAGUGUCUUCAGAGAAGUCCCGGGACCAACUGAACCGGCUGUUUGCCCCCCUCCCCAUUUUGGUUUUCCCCAUAUCCUUUUUAGACUGCUCUAAGCGGAGUUUGGAACUCACUAAUUUAGCUGCGAUUGUACAGCCGUCACAGAGGCACCUGGCAUUUAAAAAGCGGAUUUCACUCUUCGAGGAGUUCACUUCUUCGUAUCAUGGGGGAAAAGGACCAGAUUGUGAACGGUGGAAUGAGAUUCGCAGGAUACUUAUCGCAGAUGUGCACGCUACCCGGAUUUCUCCUGAUUGUCAGCAUCCACAUCGGAGCCGCGCAAGUCGAUGACGACUUCCUGGGAUUGGGAGAGCUGCCCGAGACGUUCCCCUCGGACCCCCCCGAGCCCCUGCCGCACUUCCUGAUGGAGCCGGAGGAGGCGUACAUCGUGAAGAACAAGCCCGUCAACCUGUACUGCAAGGCCACGCCCGCCACGCAGAUCUACUUCAAGUGCAACAGCGAGUGGGUGCACCAGAAGGACCACACCGUGGAGGAGCGCGUGGACGAGACCUCAGGGCUGGUGGUGCGGGAGGCCAGCAUCGAGAUCUCGCGGCAGCAGGUGGAGGAGCUGUUCGGGCUGGAGGACUUCUGGUGCCAGUGCGUGGCCUGGAGCUCCGCGGGCACCACCAAGAGCCGGCGGGCGCACGUCCGCAUCGCCUAUCUCAGGAAAACCUUUGACCAGGAACCGUUAGGGAAGGAAGUUUCUCUGGAACAGGAAGUUCUUCUGCAGUGCCGGCCUCCCGAGGGUAUACCUGCUGCUGAGGUGGAGUGGCUGAAGAACGAGGAGAUCAUCGACCCGGCGGACGACCGGAACUUCUACAUCACCAUCGACCACAACCUGAUCAUCAAGCAGGCGCGGCUGUCCGACACCGCCAACUACACCUGCGUGGCCAAGAACAUCGUGGCCAAGCGACGGAGCACCACCGCCACAGUCAUCGUCUAUGUGCACGGGGGCUGGUCGACGUGGACCGAGUGGUCGGUGUGUAACAGCCGCUGCGGGCGGGGGUUCCAGAAGAGGACCCGCAGCUGCACAAACCCCGCGCCCCUCAACGGGGGCACCAUGUGUGAGGGGCAGGGCGUCCAGAAGCUGGCCUGCACUUCCCUGUGUCCAGUGGACGGUCUGUGGACUGAGUGGAGUAAGUGGUCUACCUGUGGGACCGAGUGCACUCAUUGGAGGAGGAGAGAGUGCGCCGCCCCCGCACCCAAAAACGGGGGGAGGGACUGUGACGGCAUGGUGCUGCAGUCUCAGAACUGCACGGACGGGCUGUGCAUGCAGACCGCGCCCAGCUCGGACGACGUGGCGCUGUACGUGGGCGUCGUCAUCGCUGUCAUCAUGUGCCUGCUCAUCUCCGUCAUCGUGGCUCUCUUCGUCUACCGCAAGAACCACCGCCGCUUCGACUCUGACAUCAUCGACUCCUCCGCCCUCAACGGCGGGUUCCAGCCUGUGAACAUCAAGACCGCUCGGACAGCCGACCUCCUGGCCACCUCGCCCGACCUGACCUCUGCGGCCGCCCGGUACCGCGGGCCCGUCUACGCCCUGCACGACGUCUCGGACAAGAUCCCCAUGACCAACUCGCCCCUCCUGGACCCGCUGCCCAACCUGAAGAUCAAGGUGUACAACUCCUCGGGCCUGGCCACGCCCCAGGAGGACCCCGGCGACUUCGGCUGCAAGCUCUCGCCCAAGGUCACGCACUCCCUGCUGGACGGCGAGGCCAUGAACCUGCGCAGCCAGAGCCUGGCUCGAACCCGCGACCCCUCCUGCACCGCCUUCGGCUCCUUCAACUCCCUGGGGGGGCACCUCAUCGUGCCCAACUCAGGCGUGAGCUUGCUGGUGCCGGCAGGAGCCGUUCCUCAGGGCCGUGUGUAUGAGAUGUACGUGACCCUGCACAGGAAGGACAGCAUGAGGCCUCCCGUGGAGGACGUGCAGACGGUCCUGAGCCCGGUGGUGAGCUGUGGGCCCCCGGGGGCCGUCCUGUCCCGCCCCGUCAUCAUCACCAUGCACCACUGCGCCGAGACCGACAGCCAGGACUGGCACAUCCAGCUGAAGAGCCAAUCAGAGCAGGGCCAGUGGGAGGACGUGGUGGUGGUGGGCGAGGAGAACUUCACCACGCCCUGCUACGUCCAGCUGGACGCGGAGGCGUGCCACGUGCUGACGGAGACGCUGGGGACGUACUGCCUGGUGGGCCAGUCUGUCAGCGCGGCCGCCGCCAAGCGGCUGAAGCUGGCCGUGUUCGGGCCCGUCUCCUGCGCCGCGCUGGAGUACCACGUCCGGGUCUACUGCCUGGACGACACGCAGGACGCCCUGAAGGAGGUUCUGCAGAUGGAGAAGCAGAUGGGGGGGAAGCUGCUGGAUGAACCAAAGAUGCUCAACUUCAAGGACAACAGCCACAACCUGCGGCUGUCCAUCCACGACGUUCCCCACGCGCUGUGGAGGAGCAAGCUACUAGCCAAGUACCAGGAACUGGUCUUCUACCUGGUGUGGAGCGGAUCCCAUGCUCCCCCCUGCACCUUCAUGAGCGCUCUCGUGCACCGCCGGCUCACCUGCAAGCUGUGCGUGCGGCAGGUGGAGGGGGAGGGGCAGAUAUUCCAGCUCAGCAGCGCUCUGUCCGAGGACGUCCAGAGCAUAGACACGUCGCUGCUGGACCCGGCGGGCAACGUCACCGCCCUGGUGGGGCCCGGGGCGUUCCGCAUCCCCCUGUCCAUCCGGCAGAAGCUGUGCGGCAGCCUGGACGCCCCCCAGACCCGCGGCAACGACUGGAGGAUGCUGGCCCACAAGCUGAGCCUGGACAGGUACCUGAACUACUUCGCUACGAAGUCCAGCCCGACGGGGGUGAUCCUGGACCUGUGGGAGGCGCAGCACUUUCCGGACGGAGGCCUGGCCCACCUGGCCGCCGUGCUGGAGGAGAUGGGUCGCCAGGACACCUUCGUUCCCAUGGCAACGGACCACUGAUGCUGAGAAACAGCCGACCGAUCGACGGAGGGAAAACGGACCGACGUACGAUGGGCGGCGUGCGAGCGAUCAGCGUGGAUCAGGUCCUCAGACGACGCAAACGGGUCUAAGAGAGAAAAGCUUGCGUGGGCUGAGCCUGCUCAUCCUUUCCUGAAAGAGAAAAAAUGAAAAUUCUGCUUUUCAUUUCUAUGGAAACGCAACGAAAGACGAAAAAUAGCAAAAAAACGGAAAUAAAUAUAAUUUAUACAUGAUGGAAGCAUAAACUUACACCAGAGGUUUCUUGUUAGCCAUGGCUAUAGGCUCCUUGGUGCAGUUUUCCUGUUGAUACAGUUUCCUAGGAAACGCUUUAUUCUGCUGUCCAUGUAUGUGGAUGAUGUCAUCGCGCUCCAGACGGGUUGCGGGUUGCUCAGUGGUCAGCAGUGCGGGCUAUUGUGAUGCGUGCAGUUGAGUUACGGAUCAACCAAUCAAAACAUUUCUCACCUGCUCCUUCAUUCCCACCUGCCUGCUCCAAAAAUCAUUUAUCAUGCUUGUAUCGUUUUUUGCAGUAUCGACAUGUUCAAGUGCUCUCCUAAUUACAGAAGGAGAUCUAUACAUGGAUCUGUGUGCAGGAGACCGCACGCAGGAGAGUUCAUACAGGAGGGUUUUUUAUUUCUUUUAUAUUUUUGUGCAACACUAUAUCUUGCCCACAUGUAUGUCAUAUUUUUUUUAUUUUUGUUUAGCCAUUUCCUUUCUCCACAGUGCCAUCUUGUGGGCAUAGAGAAAAACACGUGCAACCCCUCUUUUUAGAGGUACAAAGCCAACGGUGCAAACCUGUAAAUAUGCAUAAAAGAACAUUGUGAUGUCUGUAAAUUUGUGAUUUGUGGUAUUAUUUUGUUAAGUUUUUUAUUAUUUUUUUAAAUGCUGAAGUUUAAAUGUGUUUUGAUGAAAGGAGGAAAAAUCCGGUGUUAAGUCAUGAUGAUGUAAUAUCAGCCUGCAGCAGCAGCUCAUCUGAACACCUGGUGCUUCGUUAAGUUAACCUUCGCCAGCAGUGUUUACAGGGGUGUGCAGGUGUGUCCGGGCUCAGGUGUUUAGGUAAGCUGUUGUGCACCGAGGGAACAGGUACUUCUGCACACUGCAGUGCACAGGUAAAAAAAAGAAUACCUGUUCUGCCUAAAUAUGCCUUUCAGAAUUUUAAACCACUCACACUUUUAUCUUUUAUAGUGUAAACCUUUCUCUCCAUGGCAGUGCAAUCAGCAGACCUAAAGGGACUGGCCUAAGACAAUGACUGACUCACGUUAUGAUCUGAUUGGUUUAUCAAAGGUGAAGACUGUCACUAUUACUAUUUAAUUAAUCACCCCCUACCCCACCCCCUCUCCGUGUCUCAGUUCUCUUAAUUGUAUUAGAAAUCAUAUAAUUUAAGAUAAUAAAACACAUCUGCAAAUGAUUAUUUAUACUAGUGUAGUUCCAAAACCAGCAGUAUUUUUGAAAACAGGAAAUGUCAAAAUCCAAAUAUGUAUGGCAAACUGCAGAUUGUAACGCCAUAUAUGAUUACAAACCAAAGUUCUAUCCCACCGGUGGAACUUUUCAAAAAAAAAAAAAAUAAAUAAUAAUAAUUGGAAGUGUGUCAGCUUUCUUGUCGAUAAGUACAGCCAUCUUGAUAAGAGAAACACCAGUGUGUCUUACCUCUAAGCCACUUUGUGUUUGGAUUUUUGUGAAAUAUUCUUUCACAAAAUAAGUGAAGGAACAAACGCUUAAACUAAAAGGCUGGUAUUGAUUUUUCUUUCUAAUUGAGUGUCAGGCUACAAGGGGGAGACAUCGUCAAGUUUCACUGUUUGGGGGGGGGGGUAAUUCUUUGUUAGAUAUUUGCAUUCUCAGGAUUGCUUUUCUUGCAGGUUAUUUGGUGAUUGCAUCUAUUGAUGUACAAAAAAAAAAAAACCAACACAAAAACCCUUCACAGUGGCUGUGAAUUCAUAUCUAUGGUGAUUUCACUCAAGGCCUCCUAGGUAAAGAGCUCGGAUAGCUAAUUAUUGUGUGUUAUUUGAUUCAUGUUUUGCCUCUAUGUGGUACUGUGUGAGGGCGUUGAUCUCAUUUAUACUUUGGGGGGUGGGCAGUCGGGGAAUGACAGCAAACAGGGAAUUUCCUUUCUGAUUUUUAUUUCUUUUUUAUUUUCUGGGGGAGGGACACUAAUUCUACCACCCAAUACAACACAGUAAUAUUGCCCCCGCCGGGGGUGGCGGGGUUGAUGUUGUCCCAAAGUUGGGGGACCCGUCUCCCUCUAGAUCUGCAUCGCCAUGGUUACCUGGGGAGACAGGUGGCCCCGCCUCUUCUGUUAAUGUCUAGUGUGAGCAGAGUGUGCCUGCUGACCUCAACUGGACUGUUCCAUUCUACACCAACAGGGGGAGACGAGGACAAUGAAAUGUGAUAAACCGACACAGAUAUUUUUGGUCAAUGAGGUGUGUAUGAUACAUGUAUUAUGUACAGAGGUUUCCAGUCUGAGCUUGUCCUCAGUUUAUACAACGGCAGUAGGCAGUCUCUAGUCUUUGUUCUCUCGCAAAAGCUGUCAGAUUAAAAAAAAAAGCUGUCUAUGCAAACUCGGGCAUCCAUUACAAACACGGUGUUCUUUUGUGGAAAUGCUUGAAGUGGUGAAGUGGCCGUUCAGGUGUAUUUGGAUCAGUACUUUUGGCACUAAAGUGAAGAUGUGCUCAGCACUUGCACUUUGGGACGUGUCCUGCAAAUGCUCGGAUUUCUUCAAAUUUCUGUACAAAGUGUAAGAAAGAAUUUUUAAACAAGUAAUAAAUUAUAUUUAUAAGCAA
Molecule: messenger RNA, 6129 nt
Organism: Anguilla rostrata (American eel)
Lineage: Eukaryota; Metazoa; Chordata; Actinopteri; Anguilliformes; Anguillidae
Product: netrin receptor UNC5C-like
Biological process (GO): netrin-activated signaling pathway; axon guidance
Cellular component (GO): membrane
Molecular function (GO): netrin receptor activity; protein binding
Source: RefSeq, a predicted model, not a curated record